Molecule: messenger RNA, 1470 nt
Organism: Sabethes cyaneus
Lineage: Eukaryota; Metazoa; Arthropoda; Insecta; Diptera; Culicidae
Product: acyl-CoA Delta-9 desaturase
Exons: 5
Coding region: 96-1298 (400 amino acids)
Biological process (GO): unsaturated fatty acid biosynthetic process
Cellular component (GO): endoplasmic reticulum membrane
Molecular function (GO): stearoyl-CoA 9-desaturase activity; iron ion binding
Source: RefSeq, a predicted model, not a curated record
GAAAUCUUAAAGUAAUUAGUGAUUCAGUGCACAAAUUUGCUGUCGGAAGACCGUACCAUCGAACCAGACCAACUCCAACUCGCAACGCGCUCAAGAUGGCGCCGAACGUUCUCGCUAACACGAUCCUUUUGGCGGAGGCAUGCAUCGAGCAGGGAGAUCAAAACAACAAUCAGAUUAAAGCGAACAAAUCUAUAUUGAAUGUGCGGACCCCUGAGUCUCCGGUGAAAAAACACGUACACAGUAGUAGCAGUAGCAUUAGUAGCAGUGUCACCUAUGCGAGAGUGCUUGUUUGGCGCAACAUACUCGCUUUCAUUUAUCUUCAUGGUGGAUUCCUGUACGGAGCUUAUCUUCUCGUUACAUCUUCCAAGCUUAGUACAUUCAUAAUGGCCCUCGCUCUCGGAAUGUUUGGCGCAUUCGGCAUCACGGCUGGCGCUCACCGGCUGUGGUCGCACCGUGCCUACAAAGCUAAGUGGCCCCUGCGGCUGAUACUGAUGCUGUCGCAGACGCUAGCCUUCCAGAACAGUAUCUACGAGUGGACGCGGGACCAUCGGGUGCAUCACAAGUUCACCGAUACGGAUGCGGAUCCGCAUAACGCACAACGAGGCUUUUUCUUCUCGCACAUCGGCUGGCUGAUGGUGAAGAAACAUCCCGACGUUAAGAACAGAGGAAAGGCCGUCGACAUGAGCGACCUAGAGCAGGACCCAAUUGUAAUGUUCCAGAAGAAAUACUAUGUUAUAUUGAUGCCACUGCUUUGUUUUGUAAUUCCGACUUUCAUGGCGUAUUACUUUUUGGGUGAGACUCUGUCUAACUCAUGGUAUGUGGUUGCUAUCUUCCGCUAUGUGCUAUCUUUGAAUGGAACUUGGUUGGUGAACAGCGCAGCGCACAUUUGGGGAACCAAGCCAUACGAUAGAAAAAUCUCCCCAACGAACAACACCUUUGUGGCAAUUGCGGCCGUUGGUGAGGGUUGGCAUAAUUAUCAUCAUGUGUUCCCCUGGGACUACAAGACAUCGGAGAUGGGUAAAUACAGUACCAAUUUCACAACGGCCGUGAUUGACUUUUUCGCUUGGCUCGGUUGGGCGUACGAUCUGAAGUCGGUAUCGGAUGAAUUGAUUAAGAAACGGGUGUUGCGAACUGGCGACGGAACGCACCCGUACAGCGAGGAGCGGUUACGGGAACAAAUGGUAGACUACAUCAACAAUCUGGAUCAUGAAAGUGAAAAUGUUGUGUGGGGUUGGGACGAUGCGGAUAUGGAUGAGGAAGACAGGAUGGAUGCCACCGUUAGUAAUAAGAUGGAUUAAUUGGAUGGGACGUGUUUUGUGACGUUUAGGAAAGGUCAAAUCUCAUGGGAGCCGGUUGUUCGGAAUAUUUUGCUCUGCUAGAUUGAACAGUUCAUUUUCUGUUUUUGGUUCUUUGCGAACGUUUUUUUUUGCACUUUUCCGAGUAGCUUCUAGUAGGAUUAAGUAGAAUGAU